UGGGUAGAACCCACCUUGAUGUAACACCCCCGGCAGGAACGAAGUGCGCAUGCGCUUUGAAAACACAUCUCAUAACCAGAAUGGAUGAACUUGUUCUCUCCGCUGUUACGGGAUUAACAAACGGCUCCUAAUGGGGAAAGGUUGUAAAGUGGUGGUGUGUGGCCAGGCAGCGGUCGGGAAAACAGCUAUCCUGGCCCAGCUGCUGUACGGAAACCACACCUUAGGUUCAGAAUCCUGUGAGACACAAGAAGACGUGUAUGUGGCUUCAGUGGAAACUGAUCGAGGUGUCAAGGAACAGCUGAGACUCUACGACACCAAAGGACUCCAAGAAGGACAAGACCUCCCCAAGCACUACUACUCAGUGGCGGAUGGCUUCAUACUGGUUUACAGCGUUGACAGCCUGGAGUCCUUCAGGAGAGUGGAUGUUCUGAAGAAGGAGAUAGACAAGUCCAGAGACAAGAAAGAGGUAGCCGUUAUCGUGCUGGGGAACAAAAGCGAUCUGCAGGAGUGCCGUCAGGUGGACCAGGAGACGGCGCAACAGUGGGCACGGGGUGAGAAGGUCAAGCUGUGGGAGGUGACCGUUGCUGAACGUAACUCGCUCAUCGAACCCUUCACCCAGCUGACCAGCCGCCUCACGCAGCCUCAGAGCAAGUCGGCCUUCCCUCUGCCUGGACGCAAAAGCAAAGGAACCGCGUCCAAUGAUAUAUGACCCCCCAGCUCACCAACUUAUCAACACGGACUCUUGACCUUUAACCCAAAUACACACACUCAUCUACAGCAUUAGCUUUACAUGCUAACUCUGCACUCCUACAGCUAGCUUCCUCUUUCAGAUCUCCUGUUUUCCACCCACUCAGACAGGAAGUGAAAAAACAGACUUCCUCCAUCUGAGACGCAGUUAGGACCACUUCCUGGUGUUUCACAUCACAUUGUUUCCCAGACUCUGGGAUGGUGCAGACAAAAGCGGAGUUCUCAGAGGUCAAAUGGUUAGCUUUGUCUUUGCUUGGGUCUUUAUGGUGAGCUACAGAGGUUCUGCUACCAAGCUCAUUCUAGGACAACAAUCCAAAAUACUUCAAAAGUUCUCCUGACCUGCACUCCUGCUGCAGGUCACCAGUUCUAAUCAGUGUUUUUACGUGUACGGCCAUGCUGGUUUAUAGUUUUGACCAUCCACAUCCCUGCAGUGUUUCAGCCAACUAAGGGCUUCAUGGAGCCAAACACAGACUGCUUGGAUUUCUUCUUUACUGAACCCAGGAUUGCCCUGCAGCAGUUCUCUAUGAACGCACAUGUGUAAUUCCAUCCAUCUAAACCAAUCCCAAACAUGUGGCUGGGCUCUAAAUCAGCCCAAAAACUGAAUCUGGUACAUCUGGGGAGGAAGGCCACAGCAGCACGCUGCACUUUGGUUUCUGUUAGAGAUUCACUUAGUGCACUUAGAUUAGAUUAGAUUAUUGCUGUCGAAUAUGGGGGAAAGGACCAAUUUUAGCAUCAGCAAGUUCAAAACCCCUUAGAUUUAGUUCUGAGAAUUCUUUUCUCCAGCACACAGAUGUUCUACACGUGUGCUGGAGAGUCCAGCUGUACAUCUUGACCCAUAUUUGUGUUGGAGCAAAUUUAUGAUUUCGGAAGAUUCCGAACCUGGAACCUGGAUUUAUCCCUGACCAUCUCCGUUUGCAUCCUGUUGACUUCAUGUCCCAGCCAGAUGGAGCAACGCCUCAUAAAAGCAGCAGAACCCAACAACACCUGGAGGUUCUGGUUCCUGCGUUCAGUAAAAAGGACGAGUGGUACCCCAAAGUCCAGCCCGAGAUCCAACAGACCAGAAUUUGUGGGGUUCCCUAAGAGAGAAUGUCUACGGAGGACAUGACUCUCAUGGAGAUCCAAAGUUCUACUGGGUCAGAACCACUUAAGAGAGGAGAGAAUGGGUCCAGUUGAUCUGAAUUAGGUUGGAACAAACUCACAACGUCUCUGUUGUGAAUUUGAUCCUACACAAACACGAGUAGAGAGACACAGCUGGAACAGAGUGGAAGCAUCUAGAACAUCUGGAUGCUGAAGCAGGAACGUUUCAACAGCAUCAAAGAGUUUUGGACCAUCUGAUGAUACAGUCAGAACUCUUAUGUUGGUGUGAAAACCCUGAAGGUCGUGAGAGGUUAGGACUAGACUAACAGCUGCAUGCUCGGUCAACUCUCCUGGUCAGAUUCAUUCAUUCAUUCAUUCAUUCAUUCAUUCAUUCAUUCAUUCAUCUCUGGCCGGCUUUAGCAGGGCUGGCAGCAAUAAUGUCCAUGGUACUGGUAGACUUGCACUUAUGUUGCCUGACUGAGCUGUUAACCGUAGAGAUAAUCAGUGUUCAGAGCAAAUAUUUAUUUUUUAACUAACUUAUUUUUGUCACUUUAAUGAACCACAGUCCUUGACUUGAAAAAAUGCUGCCAGAGUCAGUGAUGGUCUUUUAAUUUCAGUGUUCGUGUUCUUCAGCUUAUUCUGCUCGUAUAAUCUACAAAAUGAAGCCUCUUGAUAUUAAAAACCUGUGAAACUCGA
Messenger RNA from Nothobranchius furzeri (turquoise killifish), 2520 nucleotides. It is a transcript of the gene nkiras1, whose product is annotated as NFKB inhibitor interacting Ras-like 1. Gene Ontology annotation, molecular function: GTPase activating protein binding; GTPase activity; GTP binding. Gene Ontology annotation, biological process: canonical NF-kappaB signal transduction; Ral protein signal transduction. The record is from RefSeq and is a predicted model, not a curated record. NCBI's taxonomy places the organism in Eukaryota, Metazoa, Chordata, Actinopteri, Cyprinodontiformes, Nothobranchiidae.